UGUGUGUAGUAGAAUUUGGGGUGAGAGUUCACUGGGUGAGGAUGUGUUCAACACUGUGUUUGCAGAGGUGUUCCAGCUGGUUGCAGUGCAUCUUCCUCAGAGCGGAGAUCAGCUGGUGGAGGCCCUAGAGCUUUCUGCUGUUCUCAGUGACGUCAGCUCCAACCCAGCAGCCAUCGGCUUUGGCAAAGGGGGGGAAUUUAUUGCUUCAGCUAAAGGUUUGCAUCUGGAGGUCUUCUUCUUCAAGAAGCAGAAGUCAUACAGGUUUUCCCUCAAAGAAGACAACAAGAAGGGAGGCAAGAACACAUUCAUGUGCGUCGCCUGUCACCAGAAAGAGGACUGCAUUGCCACCGGGCAUGAGGACGGCAAGAUUCGCUUGUGGAGGAACUUCAACCACAAGAAGGAGUACACGUACUCCACCCUGCACUGGCACCACAGUGCUGUCAGCUCACUGUGCUUCACACCAGAAGGCACUAACCUACUGAGUGGAGGCUUGGAGUCGGUGCUCGUCCAGUGGCGGUACAACCAAGAGAGUCAGCGGGAUUUCCUGCCCCGCUUGGGUUCUGCCAUCACACACAUCGCUGUCUCACCGGAUGGAGCACUGUUCUGUACCUCACACAGUGACAAUAGUAAGGAGCUAUAACCUGUAUUAUUCACUUGGAUAAAACACAAUUCGCAACAAGCUGUUGGGAAUGUUUUGACGGUGGACACCAGGGUUUUGUGUCACAAACAAAUGUGAUAAAUACUGGUCUAAUGUCUGUGUUAACUGAGCUUAAAAACAACUGGUAGGCAGGCUAUAUAAAGAAUGAAAUCGUCAAAGCAUGUAGAGUUAGAAUAAACUGUAUUGAAAAGUUGGCUUAUGCUGCUUAUACAGUUGCAAGAAAAAGUAUGUGAACCCUUUGGAAUUACCUGGAUUUCUGCAUAAGUUGGUCAUA
This is a messenger RNA of Notothenia coriiceps (black rockcod), 932 nucleotides long. RefSeq names its product WD repeat-containing protein 75-like. Gene Ontology annotation, biological process: positive regulation of rRNA processing; ribosome biogenesis; positive regulation of transcription by RNA polymerase I. Gene Ontology annotation, cellular component: small-subunit processome; nucleolus. Bases 308 to 640 code for a protein of 110 amino acids. The record is from RefSeq and is a predicted model, not a curated record. The transcript is spliced from 5 exons. Gene Ontology annotation, molecular function: RNA binding; protein binding. Lineage: Eukaryota; Metazoa; Chordata; Actinopteri; Perciformes; Nototheniidae.